Aricia agestis (brown argus) is the source of this 1379-nucleotide messenger RNA. RefSeq names its product mitochondrial 2-oxoglutarate/malate carrier protein-like. The record is from RefSeq and is a predicted model, not a curated record. Gene Ontology annotation, molecular function: succinate transmembrane transporter activity; thiosulfate transmembrane transporter activity; oxaloacetate transmembrane transporter activity. Lineage: Eukaryota; Metazoa; Arthropoda; Insecta; Lepidoptera; Lycaenidae. Bases 42 to 911 code for a protein of 289 amino acids. The transcript is spliced from 6 exons. Gene Ontology annotation, biological process: oxaloacetate transport; succinate transmembrane transport; phosphate ion transmembrane transport.
CGAAAUUUUGUUUGUUUAUUUGUGAGUGUUUUUCAUACAAAAUGGGUGAUAAAAAAGGAAAGAUGCCGGCCUGGGUGAAUUUUGUGAUCGGCGGAUCGAGCGGCAUGCUGGCGAUCUGCGUGGUGCAGCCGGCGGACCUGAUGAAGACGAGGAUGCAGCUGCUGGGCCCGGAGCGGAAGUCGCUGGUGGCGGUUGCCGGUGACAUCCUACGGACGGAGGGCGCGGGGGGCUUCUACAAGGGGCUGACCGCGGCGCUGUUCCGACAGGCCACGUAUACCACGGGCAGAAUGGGCUGCUUUAACAGCGUGUCGGAUUAUUAUAAGACCAACUACGGCACCCCAAGUUUCGCCACGAAGGUCGGCAUCGGCGUGGUGUCGGGCGCGGUGGGCGCGUACGUCGGCACGCCCGCCGAGGUCGCGCUCAUAAGGAUGACGGCCGACGGGCGUCUCCCGCCGGAGAAGAGGAGGAACUAUAGGAAUGUGUUUAAUGCUCUCGCCAGAAUUGUGCGCGAAGAAGGACUAUUCACGCUGUGGCGCGGCGCGGGAGCUACCGUCACCCGAGCUAUGGUCGUCAACGGCUCGCAGCUUGCUGUAUAUGCUCAGGCCCGCGAGAUGCUGCUGACGCAUAUGGGCGAAGGCAUCUCGCUACACUUCGUGUCCUCCAUGAUCUCCGGCCUGGCCACCUCUCUCGCUUCCCUGCCUGUCGACAUCGUCAAGACCAGAGUCCAAAACGCGGAGAAGGGCACCAGUCAACUGAAGGUCCUCACGAACGUGAUACGAAACGAGGGAGUUUUGACCCUAUGGAGUGGUUUCAUCCCCACUUACUGCAAAAUUGGCCCCCACACCGUAUUGACUUUUAUAUUCCUAGAACAGCUGAACAAACUAUACUAUACUUAUGUACAGAAUGAAUAAGGAAGAAAUGAACUGUACAGUUCAGCUUGAACAAAACAUGUAGGAAAUUGAGGCCGAUCAAAAAUGAAUGAAGGAGAAAAAACUUUUUGGUGCCAGCACAGAUAAUACUAAAAGUUAAAAUAGAAUUCUGCAGAGGCUAGUGGAACUACGCCUAAACGCCUAAACGGUAAACACACAUAAACUGCGGCUCUUGUAAGGUGUGUUUUUUCUGUAUGUAGGCCGUAGGGACUUUAAUUUUUUUGUCUGAAGAUGCCAGGUUUUUUCCGAAAAGUUGUGUAAAUAACUUAACCUAGCGUGCUAUAUUUAUAAUACUUAAAGUAUGUCAAAGGGUUGAAAAUGGUCAUAUAAUAUAAGGGUUUGAGAGUUCAGUCUCCCAAAAGAAAAGAUCUGACUUGGCGAUUCCCAUCCAUCCUAUAAAAAUAAUAUUGUUAGAUUUGAGUGUUCAUACUCUCUCAACCGAUCGGAGUG